AUGUAUUCGAAAAUUGCUCUUGUUGCAUUUCUCGCCCGUACUGCCAGGGCUCAACAGAUUGGCACUCUGACCGCUGAGACCCAUCCUUCUCUCACCUGGGAGACCUGCACCGCAGUCGGUUCCUGCACUACCACUACUGGCUCAGUGACCCUCGAUUCCAACUGGCGAUGGACGCAUUCCACAUCCAGCUCUACUAACUGCUAUACGGGCAACACAUGGGACGCAACACUUUGUCCAGAUGACGUUACUUGCGCUGAGAACUGUGCCCUUGACGGUGCUGACUACUCAGGCACGUAUGGAGUUACUACUAGCGGAAAUUCCCUAAAGAUCGAUUUUGUCACCACUUCUUCUCAGAAGAACGUUGGAGCACGUCUCUAUCUCAUGGCUGACAACACGCACUACGAAACGUUUAACUUGCUCAACAAAGAGUUUACAUUUGAUGUUGACGUUUCUCACCUUCCUUGUGGACUCAAUGGCGCACUCUACAUGUCUGCCAUGCCUGCCGACGGGGGAGUAUCAACUCAGACUAACAACAAGGCUGGUGCUCAAUAUGGGACGGGAUAUUGUGACUCUCAAUGCCCCCGAGAUCUUAAAUUCAUCGGAGGCGAAGGCAAUGUCGAGGGUUGGGUACCUUCCACAAACAACGCCAAUACUGGUGUUGGCAAUCAUGGCGCUUGCUGUGCUGAGAUGGAUAUCUGGGAAGCCAACUCAAUCUCCGCUGCGUACACUCCACAUUCGUGUGACACGGCGACUUUGACUGUCUGUGACGGAGACGCUUGUGGAGGAACAUACUCUACCAAUAGAUAUGCUGGGACAUGUGAUCCUGAUGGUUGCGACUUCAACUCUUACCGUAUGGGAAACACCAGUUUCUACGGCCCAGGCAUGGAUGUCAAUACGAAUAGUGUCUUUACUGUCAUCACUCAGUUCCUAACCACCAGCGGAACCUCCUCAGGAACCAUGAACGAAAUAAAACGCUUCUACGUCCAGAACGGUAAGGUGAUCCCCAACUCCUACUCCACCAUCUCCGGCAUCACCGGCAACUCCAUCACCGAGACCUACUGCGACGCAACCAAGACCGUUUUCGACAACACCAACUCCUGGGACACGCACGGCGGCUUUACGUCCAUGACCUCAGCUAUGAACGAUGGCAUGGUGCUCGUGAUGAGUCUUUGGGACGAUUAUUAUGCCAAUAUGUUGUGGCUUGAUAGCGAUUAUCCGACGACGGAUAGUGCGAGUACGCCGGGUGUAGCGAGGGGCACGUGUGCGACGAGUUCGGGGGUGCCGGCCACGGUUGAGUCGAGUGAUGCGAGUGCGUAUGUGAUAUAUUCUAAUAUUAAGGUUGGGGCAAUCAAUAGUACGUUCAGCGCAUAG
Messenger RNA from Mollisia scopiformis, 1371 nucleotides. Its product is annotated as glycoside hydrolase. Gene Ontology annotation, biological process: carbohydrate metabolic process. Gene Ontology annotation, molecular function: hydrolase activity, hydrolyzing O-glycosyl compounds. The transcript has 4 exons. The record is from RefSeq and is a predicted model, not a curated record. Lineage: Eukaryota; Fungi; Ascomycota; Leotiomycetes; Helotiales; Mollisiaceae. Bases 1 to 1371 code for a protein of 456 amino acids.